Messenger RNA from Geodia barretti, 1540 nucleotides. Lineage: Eukaryota; Metazoa; Porifera; Demospongiae; Tetractinellida; Geodiidae. The record is from the annotation of a GenBank genome assembly.
CAUCCUCCUGUAAAUAGUAUACACCUCUGUCUAUUUUACCCAGGUGGAAAUUAAUGAUCUUUUUUCUGCAGGCCAAUGCAUUUCGUAAUGCCCACAAGAUCUAUGUAAAUGGAUCAGACGUCCCGGAUGCUGUGGCCUCGUUUGCGGACCUCUAUGAGCACUACAACCUCCCCUCUUACCUCCGGAGAAACGUUGCCAGUGCUGGCUACCUUAAACCCACUCCCAUCCAGAUGCAGGCCAUUCCUCUCAUGUUGCAUGGUCGCGAGGUACUGGCGUGUGCCCCAACUGGUUCAGGGAAGACAGCUGCCUUCAUAAUACCCAUCCUUGUCCACCUCAAGGAGCCGGCAAAGGUGGGAUUCCGAGCGGUGAUAGUCUCCCCUACAAGAGAACUGGCUCAGCAGACAUACCGAGAGUGCUCCCGGCUCUGCGUGGGGUCGGGGUUCAAAGUCCACGUCCUCACAAAGGCUAAAGCGUCGGCAAACUCUUUUGGACCGUCUUCAUCUCAGAGAUUUGAUAUUCUGGUGACCACACCCAGUAGACUGGUCCACAUGUUAUCCCAGGAACCACCUGCCAUCCAACUCAACAGUGUGGAGUGGCUGGUUUUGGACGAGGCAGACAAACUGUUUGAAGACGGACCAAGUGAUUCUGGUUUCAGGAAUCAGGUUGCUCAGAUAUAUUCGGCAUGCGACAACCCAAAGGUGAAGCAUGCUCUAUUUAGUGCCACCCUGGGUCAGGGGUGGAGGAGUUCUGCCACGCCUACUUCACCACUCCAGUCAGGAUCAUCGUCGGCCUCAAGAACACAGCGACGGAUGCAGUGAAACAAGAACUACUGUUUGUGGGGCAAGAGAGUGGGAAACUCCUGGCAAUUAGGAAUCUCGUGAAACAAGGAUUCACUCCUCCGCUGCUGGUGUUCAUUCAGAGCAAGGAGAGGGCUAAAGAGCUGUUCCACGAGCUCAUCUACGACGGUCUAAACGUGGAGGUCAUUCACGCCGACAGGACUCAGGCUCAGAGAGACAACAUCAUCAAGAGCUUCAGAGCCGGCAGAAUAUGGAUUCUGAUCUGUACCGAUCUGAUGGGACGAGGGAUGGACUUCAAGGGAGUCAACAUGGUCAUCAACUAUGACUUCCCUCCUUCAGCCAUCAGCUACAUACACAGGAUUGGUCGUACUGGGCGUGCUGGAAGACAGGGUCAGGCCAUCACUUUCUUUACCGAAGAUGACGCCAUCAACCUUCGCAGUAUAGCAGACCUGAUGCGGGCCUCGGGCUGCGAGGUACCUGACUGGAUGCUGAACAUGAAGAAACCCUCCAAAGCUACGAAGAAGAGACUGUCUCAGAAGCCAGUCAAGAGGGAGAGAAUCGCGACAGUCACUCACUACGACCUGCAGAGAGCCCGAAAGAGAAAGGAGAUGGUCCUGGCAAGCAAACGUGAAACAAACUCAUCUGCAGACUAACUCUUUGCAGUUAAAUCACCACUUUCAAUCUUUGUCCCUAGAUUUUCACCUACAAGACAGUCAUUAUCAUUAACCCUCGGUGCGCAUGUG